UUUCAACCGUCAAUUCCCCCCCUGCGACAGAACCAAUCCCAUGGUCUCACUCCGGGGCGGUGAUGAAACCCUUACAAGCGCUUUUGCGCAUCUGGACCUUGUUCCUCGUAAGGGUCGCCUCGUACCGCUGAGGACGAAAGACGAAGUUCGAGCCUCACUCGAGACCUACCAAGCAUAUGUUGUCGAGCUGCCUUCGAAAUAUGCCGGCGUGAUUAAGGACGCCAUUCAAAGAGCACUUCCCGACCUGAAGACGGCCGACUUUCAGCACUUACGCCGUGUCGUGCAAUUCAAAUUCUUGCCGCCACAUCUCCAGCAACAGUUCAAGUCACCCAGAGGUGAUACUGAACCUGCGCUUGAUGAUGCUGAGGCUGAAGAUGAAUCUGCAGUUCGAUACUUUCUCGUCUCCCCCACGAGUGCGAUUCAACAUGCCGAUCUGCUCGCUACCCUGAGGAAGAGUCCACCCUUUACGAACAGGCCACCCCGGAUCUUUUACGUGACCGUCCCCGCCCUUGCCCCUACAUCGGCGGAGCAGGCAGAGAAAUGGACGAACCAAUUCUGGCCCAUCGCCUACAAGAACACGAAUCCGUACGGACCGCAUCCUAGUCUCGUCUCACGCAAUACUGCCGAGAUUGAAGCUGACGCUGGACACCUUCUUGCCCUUACCCAGUCUGCCGCUAACCAAACAAGCGAAAAGGGCUUAGGUGAGCAGGUGGGCUGUGUUGUAGUAGAUAAUAGCAACGGCCGACAGGAGAUCAUUGCACUGGCAGGAGACUGUCGCUGGCGCUCCCCCCUUGGCGAAGCUGAGCCAAAAGAAGGUCAGGGCAAUGUCAUGGCUCACGCAGUUCAACGAGCAAUCGCUAUCGUCGCAAAGAAGCGACUUCGAGCUGCCGGGAAAGACGAGCUUAUUCUGGAUCGGACUCUCUUCUGCGAUACGCCGUUGACCGACUUGGAAGCCCAGGUCUUCGAAGUGGACAAUAUCGCUCGCAACGGAUACCUCUGCGUCGACCUGGAUAUAUACGUCACCCACGAGCCUUGCGUCAUGUGCUCAAUGGCGAUCCUGCACUCUCGGUUCAAGCGGUGCAUUUUCGGGACAAGGAUGCCUUUUACCGGAGGAUUGACAGCAGAUCCCGUCAAGGGAAGAGUCGGCGAGAAUGUGCAUGUUGAGAAGGGACUCGGACAUGGUAUUUUCUGGCGUCCUUCGGAACUCAAUUGGAAAUUGUUGGCAUGGGAAUGGAAGGAUGAGGACGCGGCUGACGAGGGCAUGAUUACGAACAGCAUUUCAGAUACCCUUCAAGCAUAGACUUAGACGCAUGGUGGCGCCCUUGCUUUCGGACUGUAAUUAUAGCUUAGGAGUGUGUAUUUUAGGGUCUGUUUCAGCUACUGGGUUAGCAUUGAUCAUUGUCACAUGCAUCCGUCCUCC
Messenger RNA from Westerdykella ornata, 1420 nucleotides. Its product is annotated as cytidine deaminase-like protein. Lineage: Eukaryota; Fungi; Ascomycota; Dothideomycetes; Pleosporales; Sporormiaceae. The record is from RefSeq and is a predicted model, not a curated record. Gene Ontology annotation, molecular function: tRNA-specific adenosine-34 deaminase activity. Bases 41 to 1300 code for a protein of 419 amino acids. Gene Ontology annotation, cellular component: nucleus; cytoplasm. The transcript is spliced from 2 exons.